ACCGCCAGCCAGCCGCCGGUGCGCGAAUUCCGUCGUCAGUCCCUCGCCUACCGCCAGACCGCUUAGCUUGCCCGCUUUUCGAAAUCAGUCAGUGUCUCUGUACCGAGGCGUGUGCACCACACUCUUUGGUCGUGUGCGCUACCAGCCCCGUGUGUCGUUGUUGUGUUUCCAACACGCACCAUCGUUACAUUCGCGGUGUGCUACAACGAGGAAUAACCAACCACCUGAUUGGCUAUCUUGAUAAGCGACGCCGAAUAUCACUAGUAGUGCGUCGGCAAACCGAAACGAAAACAAGCGCGUCGCCGCUGCGUUUUGUUGGUUCUUUGCGAGAGAGCGCAGGAAAUCUUUUGAACUUAAAAAAAAAAACUUUGUGUGCGAGAGGAUCACGACGUUUGUGUUAAGUUCCUUGGGAAGUUUACUAUAUCUCCAACAAUCUAUACGAAAAUUUGCGCCGUCGAGUGCAAGAAGCAGACGCAGUGCCAGAGUAGACAAAUCUAUCUCUCACACGCAUCCUCCUACGCCGGCCAAGCAAAAAGCAGUAGAAACGCACUCUCUGGGCUUGUUGCGUGUGUGUUGUGAAACCAAGCAAACCAAAAACUAAGCGAAUCCAACAAUGCGCUAGCUUCUUUCUCUAUAUAUCUUAUCUCGAUCGAACACAAACCAAAACUACAACAACCAACAGACAACAACAAAAACAAGCCGCUUCGCUUCGCCUUCCCGCUUUUACAUAAACUGCAAAACGUUGUUUUGUUUCCCUCAAUAUCUGAUUGAGUAUUAAUUGCAUCUAUCAGCAUCUUAAACUCUCUAGUGCUCCACACCGCUUGCGAACGGAUACGACCGAAACGUGCGCGCGCAACAUGAACAGUAAUUGUUGAUACUCGUCAAAGACCACCCAAAACUCUACCCCCCUCUUACCCACCACCCCCGAAUUUGAUUGUUUAUCACAUAUCGACGGAAUAUUGUAUACAGUGCGCGUGUUUCUUCGUUCUGACCCCCCCUCCACUUUUGAACCCCCGCGGAGAAUCAUUUACUAGCGAAGCGUUUUGAUUUGGAGCGCGUAAGAUGGCAAUGGUGAAUAUGAAUAAUCUGCUGAACGGCAAGGACUCGCGCUGGCUGCAGCUGGAGGUCUGCAGGGAGUUUCAGCGUAACAAGUGCUCCCGGCCGGACACGGAGUGCAAGUUUGCUCAUCCGCCGGCGAACGUCGAGGUCCAGAACGGCAGGGUGACCGCAUGCUACGACAGUAUCAAGGGUCGGUGUAACAGGGAAAAGCCACCAUGCAAGUACUUCCACCCGCCGCAACAUCUCAAGGAUCAGCUGCUCAUCAAUGGGCGGAAUCACUUGGCGCUGAAGAAUGCGCUCAUACAGCAGAUGGGUUUGACGCCCGGUCAGGCCAUCGUCCCUGGACAAGUGCCCACAGUCGAGGCGGACAUGAACCUUUUCGCGCGCCAUCACGCAUCCAACGCAAUGACGCUAGACGAUCGUUUUGCACUGAUGGCAGCGAAUCCUUAUCUCACCGGCAUGCCGCAGGUGGGCAACACAUACAGCCCGUACUACGCCCCAGGUCCCAUUAUGCCCGCGAUUAUGGGCCCCGACCCCACCGGCGUCGCGUCGCCCCUCAGCGUCGUCUCGCAGACGGUCGUGCAACAGAAGAUGCCUCGCUCCGAUAGAUUAGAGGUGUGCCGCGAGUUUCAACGCGGGGCGUGCAAGCGUGCCGAGUCUGAGUGCCGCUUUGCGCAUCCCGCCGACUCUGUGACGGCCAACGAGGACGGCACUGUCACUGUCUGCAUGGAUGCAGUCAAGGGCCGCUGCAACCGCGACCCCUGCCGCUAUUUCCACCCCCCUCUGCACCUCCAAGCCCAAAUCAAGGCCGCACAGUCGCGGGCUAGCGCGCCCGCUGCGGUAUCGCCCUUACUGGCGCCACAAACUGCUGCCGCCCUCGAGAUAGGCAAGAAGAGGCCGCGAGAGCCUAGCACCGCCGACACAGAUCUAUUACUGAUGGACGUCAAAUCUGUUGGAUCUUUUUAUUAUGAUAAUUUUGCCUUCCCCGGCAUGAUGCCGUACAAGCGGCCGGCGGCAGACAAGUCCGGCGUGCCCGUGUACCAGCCGAACGCCACCACGUACCAGCAACUGAUGCAGCUGCAACAGCCAUUCGUGCCCGUCUCAUGUGAGUACACAGCCAACCAGACACACGCUCCGCCCGCUAGUUCCGCCUCCUCAUCCCCGCCCGCCGCAGUUGCGACCAGCGCUGCCGAUUCACAGGUGGCGCUAAUGGUCGCCGCCACGCAGCAGCCGCCCAAGUGCGACACUGAAGUGCACGCGAGCGGCACGCACACUGUGGCCGCCACCGCCACCGUGCCCAGCUUGGUGGCACCCGAUCCGGCCGCUAUCGCGAAAGAAGUGGCGCAGCAGAACUACGCCAAGGCCGUGAAGCUCGCCCAGUCGGGUACGGCCGCCGCUGCCGCCGCCGCAGCCGCGAAUAUCGGCGCGCUUAAUCCGCUCAGCUACACGGGCGUCGCGCUUAACAAGCAAGCGGUGCUGAACAUGAACAUGCAGGGCGCCGCCGCCGCUGCCGCCGCGGGCAUGCAUCGCUUUCAAAUGCCGCUAACAGCUACCGCCGCUGGCAAUUCCGCUUUGGGCCUCGGCCUCCAGCACCCGUACGCCGCGGCGAUGUCGCAGGCCAGCUUGAUGAACUUUGCCGCGGCGGGUCGCCCGCCGACCGCGCUCAUGAACCCCUACGCGGCGGCGGCAUACAUGCGGCCCGCCUACCCCGCCACAGCCGUCACCAGCGCUAACCAGUUUCUGGCGACGGGUCUGCUGGGCCCCGCGCAAUACGCCACCAUGUCCAUGGACUCGGCCACAUACACGAAUGCCGCUGCCGCGCAAAACAGCAUAGCCACCGCCGCCGCCGCGCAAAAUAACAACAACAACGUGGUGAUGCCGCCGUAUAAAAAACUAAAGACGACAUAAAUACCGCGAUCCGAAUUCUACAAAACAUAUUUGUAUAUUUUGUUCGUUGACUUUUACUAUAUUAACUUGUUUGUUGCAAUAUUCGUUAGUCUACGUUUAGUUUACCGUGUUUGUGAAAUUUUAAUUUGUUGAGAAAUCAGUUUUCUAGCUCCUAUUAAGCAUAGGUAGGUUCGUAAUCUAGUCAAAAUUUAUUAACGAAGCGAUGUUUUGAAGUUUUACGACUAACAAUGCCGAUUUGCAUGCAUCACGCAGCGCGUCAAUGGCGGAUCGGUACCGCGAUAUGAUGCCCCCCGGCGGGGUGGCCUACUAAAAACUAAAAAAAAAAAUGAAAACAAAGAUGCGAGUGCCUCGACUCUGUGAUAUCUCAAUAUUGCACCACUGCGCUAGAUAUAUCUGCUAUCUAUGUCUGCACCUAAACAAUGCUGCAGUCCUGUUUAUCCUCACCCCCCACUCCCCCUUUAUCUCUCUGUCAAAACGAAAAACAACACUAGUUAAGGGCUUAUAACACACACACCCACACUAAUUCGACAUUACGUGAAUGUCCUUCGAUGCUAUUAUACCAUAUAACUAUCUAUAAACUUAGCCUAAGUAACGUGGGUGAGACACUAGUGCUGGUUAGAAAUGUGUUUUGUUAGUGUAUUUUUGGAAUUGAAGUUUAAAUUUUUGACUUUGCUGCAUGGUGGCUUGGUCCAAUACACGAUUUAAUGUGUGUGUAAUCCGUCUCUUUGCGUCUCAAAACAAAGAGAGCGAAUAAAGCCUUACAAACAACAUCAGCAACAACAACAACAAAACAAUCGAGUUGAUCGCAUGGUAGUGCCGUUGCGUCUAUUUAUCUCUUAAAUUAUGUAAUGUUGUUUAUGUAUUUGUUAGUUUCUCUUUUCUUUUCUUUUUUUGGUUGAACGCUGUGCGGUACGAGGACUAAUUUUUUCAAGUGCCAUUCGUUUGUUAUCUGUGUGUUUGUGUCUCGUAUUAAUUACGGCAGCGAAGGAAAUGAAAAGCAAAAGAAACAACUAACAUUUGUUGAAAACUUGAUAAGAUAGCAAAUUGUAGAUGUGAACUGACCCAAAAAGAGGUUCGAAACUCGACUAUCACGCGAGCGAUUUGAAGAAUAAUCCCGAUUCGAGACGCGAUAUGCAAACAUGUCGACAAUUCGCUUUUUAGUGCCUACAAUUCUUGCUUUUUAUAUACAUAAUCAAUAAUGCUGUGUUACACGUUUAAAAACAGAGUCUUUGGUUUUGGGUAACUACCAAACUAUAAGUACAAAAUUUCAACUGCAUGUCACAGUGUGUUUUAUUUAUACAUCGGUCCGCUGUCGCUUCUAUAUUAUUACUAUACAUGUUUUUUCGAUGCAUGCGUUUCUAAAUUCUAUAUGAUGUUACUAUAAGCACACUACUUGGGUCAGUCUCAGCUCUUUUUGGGUUGGGAGUAGUUAAUAUUAUUAAGUAUUUUUGUUUGUGUCACUAGAUGUAAUUUUAGUUACUAGAUCUAUAUGAAGAUGAAGGAAAACUGAGCCAGAUAUACAUAUAGUAUUGAUUUCUUUGCGAAAGAGAAAGUAACUUUAGAUAUUUUAUUAUUAAAUUUUAACGAGUGGCAAUGUUUGUUCCUUACUUGUUUGUACAAUGUUAGUCGUAGGUUUCUAGUAUUUUGUGUGCGUAGCGCCACACGCUAAUAUCUAAAUCGUUUAGGUUUGAUAAGAAUUUAUGCUUGAAGCAGAACGUUUUACCGAUGAUAGAGUCGAAUAUUGACUGCUUAAUUCGAAGUCUUCCUGAGUUCUUUUUGGCGAUGAUCUCGAAGCACAAAUUUCAAUAAUAAUAACUAAUCGAAAUCCGAGUUUUUCAAUUCGUCAACGCAACAACCAUGUGUCUUAAGCAUUUCGUUUUACAUUUGCGAACUAAGUUCUGUGUAAGUUUUGUAAAUAACGAAUUGAAAACGAUUGCACCUAUGAAAUGAAACUAAACUAACUUAAAGACAACUAUUACUGAUUAAAACCUAACAAAGACGAAAUGAGAAAUAAGUAAAAACAUAUGUGAUGCAUGUAUAGGAAUUAUCUAUAUUAACUAUAACUAUAUAUUAUGAAUAUAUAUUAUCCACUAUAUAUUAAUUAAUCGAUUUUUUGAGUAAGCAAAGACAUUUCGUGUCUAUAUUAUUGCAUAUAACGAUCACACGUUCUCGCUGUAAGUCAGUAAAUUCUAAGUACAUUAUGUGUCCUCGUCUGAGUUGCAAAUUAGCUUUACGAGAGUUAGGUUAGCAACUGCCUGAUAUGGCGUCCGAAAAUCGGGAAUUGAUCAUCCGGAGACAUAGUGCCUUUUUUUGAAAUAACAAUUAAAACUGUUCCAUGCGAGCGUAUUGGGCAGUUCUUAACCGCUAAUCGUACCAAUUUGUUUCCCGCAACAAAAACGAUUCGAAAUAAAACCGCACAUCAUGCAAAUCUUUUACACAAUAUUAAUUAAGGUGGUGUUUGGGUAUAUAUGAAAUAGUUUCCGCCAUCGGCCACACGCCGGCAUUUUGUGUCGCUGCCUAAAAUCCAUGUCGGACGCUAACUACUGAGUAGAAGUAAAGUAAUGUAAUUUCCUAAAACAUUGUCAUUGAGCUUUUGAAGGAUGGAAUUUGUUUAUCGAUCGCACACGACCACUCUUAAUUGUAAUAAUAAUUGCUUGAGAAACGUGCAUGAUAAUUGUUUUAUUAAUCAUUUUAUGAUUGUAUUUAAUUACGUAUACGUAUAUAGGGUAUAUCUAUAUAUGUAUAUCUUAUAAAUACCAUAUAUAUACAUAGGUAUCGAGUAA
Messenger RNA from Dalotia coriaria, 5750 nucleotides. RefSeq names its product splicing regulator muscleblind. Gene Ontology annotation, molecular function: metal ion binding; RNA binding. NCBI's taxonomy places the organism in Eukaryota, Metazoa, Arthropoda, Insecta, Coleoptera, Staphylinidae. Gene Ontology annotation, biological process: regulation of RNA splicing. Gene Ontology annotation, cellular component: nucleus. The coding region runs from base 1063 to 2967 and encodes 634 amino acids. The transcript is spliced from 9 exons. The record is from RefSeq and is a predicted model, not a curated record.